AUGGUGAAGAUCACGAGCUUUACCACGCGGGACGUGAGGUUUCCGACCUCCCUGGAUAAGACGGGUUCGGAUGCCAUGAACGCAGCAGGCGACUAUUCUGCAGCUUAUUGCCUUAUCUAUACGGACUCGCCCCAUGUUGGACAUGGCAUGACUUUCACCAUUGGCCGUGGAAACGAGAUCGUCUGCUCCGCUAUUUCUCUGCUGGCUCCGCUCGUAGUCGGGAAAGACCUGGACAAACUCACCGCUGACUGGGGCAAGACAUGGCGCUACCUUGUAUCAGAUAGCCAGCUUCGAUGGAUCGGACCAGAGAAGGGCGUGAUUCAUCUGGCGUUGGGGGCCGUCGUCAACGCUCUUUGGGACCUGUGGGCGAAGACACUCGGGAAACCCGUCUGGCGCGUUGUGGCUGAGAUGACCCCCGAGGAGUUCGUCCGUUGCGUUGACUUCCGAUACAUCACUGAUGCUAUAACACCGGAAGAAGCCAUCGCACUGCUGAAGGAGGUGGAGGCUGGCAAACGGGACCGUAUCAAGGAGGCGGAGCAGAAUCUCGCUGUGCCUGCCUACACUACCAGUGCGGGCUGGCUUGGUUACGGAGAGGACAAAAUGAAGGCUCUUCUGAGGGAGAGCGUCGCUCAAGGAUACAAGUAUUUCAAACUGAAGGUCGGAGGGAACCUCGAGGAUGACCGGAAGCGAUUGAGCAUUGCUCGUGAGGCGAUUGGCUAUGACAAGGGGAAUACUCUGAUGGUGGAUGCCAACCAGAUCUGGUCCGUCCCCGAGGCCAUCGAUUGGAUGCAACAACUUGCCGAAUUCAGGCCCUGGUUCAUCGAAGAGCCCACCUCACCCGAUGACAUCCUCGGCCACGCCGCCAUCCGCAAAGCCCUCGAGAACACGCCCCACGGCACAAUUGGCGUCGCCACCGGCGAAAUGUGUCAAAACCGGGUGAUAUUCAAACAGCUCCUGCAGGCGGGGGCGCUGACAGUUCUGCAGGCCGACGCCUGCCGAGUCGGCGGUGUCAACGAGGUAUUGGCGAUUUUAUUGCUUGCUCGCAAAUUUGGUGUCCCCAUCGUGCCUCAUUCGGGUGGUGUGGGAUUGCCCGAGUACACUCAACAUCUCAGUACAAUUGACUAUGUCGCUGUGACUGGCAAGAAGAGCGUGCUUGAGUAUGUGGACCAUCUGCAUGAACAUUUUCUGUACCCAUCUAGUGUCAAGGAUGGAUACUACGUAACUCCUUUGGAACCGGGAUAUAGCGUGGAGAUGAAGCCGGAAAGUAUGGAUGAGUUCGCUUUCCCUGGGGAGGAGGGGAAGAGUUGGUGGAGGUCAGAGGAUGCCAAGUCGAUUCUGGAAGGGCCUCGUAUAAUAUGA
This is a messenger RNA of Aspergillus tanneri, 1359 nucleotides long. It is a transcript of the gene LGD1, whose product is annotated as mandelate racemase/muconate lactonizing enzyme family protein. NCBI's taxonomy places the organism in Eukaryota, Fungi, Ascomycota, Eurotiomycetes, Eurotiales, Aspergillaceae. The coding region runs from base 1 to 1359 and encodes 452 amino acids. Gene Ontology annotation, molecular function: L-fuconate dehydratase activity; magnesium ion binding. Gene Ontology annotation, biological process: carbohydrate catabolic process; amino acid catabolic process. The transcript is spliced from 4 exons. The record is from RefSeq and is a predicted model, not a curated record.